Molecule: messenger RNA, 1863 nt
Organism: Lathyrus oleraceus (garden pea)
Lineage: Eukaryota; Viridiplantae; Streptophyta; Magnoliopsida; Fabales; Fabaceae
Source: RefSeq, a predicted model, not a curated record
UUGAAGAAUCAACAAUAAUAGAAAGAGUCUUAUCCACAACACAAAAAUAAGAUCGAAGGCUUACUAUGUAACACAACACAAAAGAAAAGAGUAUUAUCACAAAACAAAACCAAGAACUAGAAACCAGAAAAUGGCUACUAUCUUUUCCGGAGGUUCAGUUUCUCCCUUUCUUUUUCACACCAACAAGGGUACAUCUUUUACACCCAAAGCUCCAAUUCUUCAUCUCAAGAGAUCUUUCUCUGCAAAAUCAGUAGCCUCUGUAGGAACCGAACCAUCACUGUCUCCAGCAGUUCAAACCUUCUGGAAGUGGCUACAGGAAGAAGGUGUCAUCACUGCAAAGACCCCAGUGAAAGCUAGUGUGGUCACAGAAGGUUUAGGAUUGGUUGCACUUAAGGACAUUUCUAGGAAUGAUGUUAUUUUGCAGGUACCAAAAAGGCUGUGGAUAAAUCCAGAUGCAGUUGCAGCUUCAGAGAUUGGGAGAGUGUGCAGUGAGUUGAAGCCAUGGUUGUCUGUUAUACUCUUUCUUAUAAGAGAGAGGUCAAGGGAAGAUUCUGUUUGGAAGCACUAUUUUGGUAUUCUGCCACAGGAAACUGAUUCUACUAUAUAUUGGUCAGAGGAAGAGCUUCAAGAGCUUCAAGGUUCUCAACUUUUGAAAACAACAGUGUCUGUGAAAGAAUAUGUGAAGAAUGAAUGUUUGAAACUAGAACAAGAAAUCAUUCUCCCUAAUAAGCGGCUUUUUCCGGAUCCUGUGACGCUGGAUGACUUCUUUUGGGCAUUUGGAAUUCUCAGAUCAAGGGCGUUUUCUCGCCUUCGCAAUGAAAAUCUGGUUGUGGUUCCAAUGGCAGACUUGAUUAACCACAGUGCAGGAGUUACUACAGAGGAUCAUGCUUAUGAAGUUAAAGGAGCAGCUGGCCUUUUCUCUUGGGAUUACCUAUUUUCCUUAAAGAGCCCCCUUUCCGUCAAGGCCGGAGAACAGGUAUAUAUACAAUAUGAUUUGAACAAAAGCAAUGCAGAGUUGGCUCUAGACUACGGUUUCAUUGAACCAAAUGAAAAUCGACAUGCAUACACUCUGACGCUGGAGAUAUCUGAGUCGGACCCUUUUUUUGAUGACAAACUAGACGUUGCUGAGUCCAAUGGUUUUGCUCAGACAGCGUACUUUGACAUCUUCUAUAAUCGCACUCUUCCACCUGGAUUGCUUCCAUAUCUGAGACUUGUAGCGCUAGGGGGUACCGACGCUUUCUUAUUGGAAUCACUGUUCAGAGACACCAUAUGGGGUCAUCUUGAGUUGUCUGUCAGCCGUGACAAUGAGGAGCUACUAUGCAAAGCCGUUCGAGAAGCCUGCAAAUCUGCCCUUGCUGGUUAUCAUACAACCAUUGAACAGGAUCGCGAGUUGAAAGAAGGAAAUCUAGAUUCAAGGCUUGCAAUAGCAGUUGGAAUAAGAGAAGGGGAAAAGAUGGUCCUGCAGCAAAUUGACGGGAUCUUCGAGCAGAAAGAAUUGGAGUUGGACCAGUUAGAGUAUUAUCAAGAAAGGAGGCUCAAGGAUCUUGGACUUUGCGGAGAAAAUGGCGAUAUCCUUGGAGACCUAGGAAAAUUCUUCUAAUCUUGCAGGAAAAUUCUUCUAAUCUUGCAGGAAGCAUUUCAACCUGUUAAAGAUACACUGUUGUUUACAAAUGGAGUCUUCUGAGACGUACGAUGCCAUGAUUUUGCAAUCAAUCUUAAGAGGAUCGUGAUCAAUUUUGACUCUGGAGUCUGGACCAAUCCAUUACAUGCUUGAAGUUUGUAAAGAGGAAAAUGUAAUGUGUGAAAUAUAAAUUACACUUCUGUACUGGUGAUUAUUUAUAAAGCAGUUGACCAUUAUUAUUA